AGGAGUGGAGAAGGGGGUGGGGGUGCGGAAAGAGGGCGGAAAGUGAAAGGCACGGAGCGCCUCUCUUUCCUCCGUCUGACUCGGUUCUCGACUGCUCCGGGCCGCUGUUGUAUUGUGGGAUCGCGGCGCCGUGCCUGAGACGCUCGGAUCCGCAGGGGCGCCCACUUGCUAGCGCCUCCUGUCGCCUGUAAGAUUGCCCUGCUAUUCCUCGGCACCCCAACUCCCCCCACCCCCUCCAUCGCCUCCUCCUCCUCCAUCCUCCAGUUCAAAAUGGCGGCGGCGGCGGCAGCGGCGGCGGCGAUGGCUCCUCCGGGCUGCCCGGGUUCGUGCCCCAACUUCGCCGUAGUCUGCUCUUUCUUGGAGCGCUACGGGCCGCUGCUCGACCUGCCCGAGUUGCCGUUCCCUGAGCUGGAGCGGGUGCUGCAAGCUCCUUCGCCGGACGUCGGCAACGGAGAAGUACCGAAAGAAUUGGUGGAGCUCCACUUGAAGUUGAUGAGAAAGAUUGGCAAAUCUGUUACAGCAGAUAGAUGGGAAAAGUAUUUGAUCAAGAUAUGCCAAGAGUUUAAUAGCACCUGGGCAUGGGAGAUGGAGAAGAAAGGCUAUCUUGAAAUGAGUGUUGAAUGCAAGCUAGCGCUCUUAAAGUACCUCUGUGAGUGUCAGUUUGAUGACAAUCUCAAAUUCAAGAAUAUUAUCAAUGAGGAGGAUGCCGAUACCAUGCGUCUCCAGCCAAUUGGCCGAGACAAAGAUGGCCUCAUGUACUGGUACCAGUUAGAUCAAGAUCACAAUGUCAGAAUGUAUAUAGAAGAACAAGAUGAUCAAGACGGCUCUUCAUGGAAAUGCAUUGUCAGAAAUCGAAACGAAUUGGCUGAGACUCUUGCGCUCCUGAAAGCACAAAUCGAUCCUGUACUAUUGAAAAACUCUAGCCAACAGGACAACUCUUCCCGGGAAAGCCCCAGCUUAGAGGAUGAGGAGACUAAAAAGGAGGAGGAAACACCUAAACAAGAGGAACAGAAGGAAAAUGAAAAGACGAAAAGUGAAGAGCAGCCUGUAUAUUCAGAAAACUGUUCUACACCCAAUGCUGUAGAAGAGACUACUGUGAAAAUAGAAAAGGAAGAUUUAAAGGAACUUGUAAAACUGCCAGUCAUAGUGAAGCUAGAAAAACCUUUGCCAGAAAGUGAAGAAAAAAAGACUAUCAAAGAAGAAAAUGAUUCCUUCAAGGAAAAUGUCAAACCUGUAAAAGUGGAAGUGAAGGAGUGCCGGGCAGACCCCAGAGACGUCAAAGGCAGCCUGGAGAGGCUAGAGCCCGAGAGGUCAGAUCCUGGUGGCAACGUUAAAUCCUCUCAAGAAGCUACUGAGAAGUCUACUGAAGAAACGGAGAAACUGAAGAAUGACCAGCAGGCCAAGAUACCACUGAAAAAAAGAGAAAUUAAGCUGAGUGAUGAUUUUGACAGUCCCAUCAAAGGCCCUUUGUGUAAAUCUGUUACUCCAACAAAAGAGUUUUUGAAAGAUGAACUAAAGCAAGAGGAAGAGACUUGUAGAAGGAUCUCUGCAAUCACCACUUUGGGUCAUGAAGGGAAACAGCUGGUAAAUGGGGAAGUUAGUGAUGAAAAGGUAACUCCCAACUUUAAGACAGAACAAAUGGACGUGAAAUUUUAUGAUACAAAGGAAGAGAGCUGUAGCUCCUCUAAGGACAGAAAUGUCCUCAUGGAGGGAAAUGGGGCAGAGUCCUUAAAUUCUGUCAUAACAAGUAUGAAAAUAGGUGAUCUUGAGAGAGAAAUGGUCCCUUUAGGGAACGAUGCCGAUAGUUCAGUCUCAGUCUUAGAGAGCCAGUGUCAAAAAAGGCACAUAGAGGAAACUGAUCCUCCAGAAAUGGAAACCUCUCUUGAGACUUCUGAAAUGGCAAAGGAUCUCUCUUUAAAACCUGCUUUAUCUACCACUGAAUCCUAUAGCAUGAAAAUUGAAGAGAAGUCUCCCAAAAGUAAGAAGGAUAAGCACUCACCAGUCCUAGAAUGUCUUGAGAAGUCCAAAAAGACUUUUCUUGACAAGGACACACAGAGAUUGAGUCCAAUACCGGAAGAGGUUCCCAAGAAUACCGUAGAGUCAGUAAAGGCAGGGUCUCCCAAAGCAGCUGAGCUUUCUCCAUCAUCUAGCAUGACUGGCCACUGUGAGAAGCUAGCCUCAGAAAAAGAAGUGGUAGAGUGUCCAGGUUCCACCGGGGGUCAGUCCCUCGAGAAAAGAGACCCAGAAAUUCAAAAGUUGGAUUCUGAGUCCACCAAGGUGGAAGUGGAUAAUCAGGACAGUGCCCGGGCCUCUGGCACGAGUGAUCCUCCUGAGGGAAAGGGGUCUGGGCAAAAAAGCAAAAUUAAGUAUAAGUUGAUUCCUGAAGAAGAAACCGCUGCCUCGGAAAACACGGAGAUAACCUCUGAAAGGCAGAAAGAGGGCAUCAAAUUAACAAUUAGGAUAUCCAGUCGCAAGAAGAAGCCAGAGUCUCCUCCCAAAAUUCUAGAGCCGGAAACCAAGCCAGAGAAGACAGAAAAGGAAGAAGAAAAAGCAAACGUAGGUCGUACUUUAAGGAGAUCUCCAAGAAUAUCUCGACCCACAGCAAAAGUGGCUGAAAUCAGAGAUCAGAAAGCUGAUAAAAAAAGAGCAGAAGAAGAUGAACUGGAAGAAGAGUCAGCACCUUUGCAAAAAACAGACAAAAAAGAAAAUUUGAAAAAAAUAGACAAGGAUACAAAUGCUAAAGUAACCAAGGUAAAACCCAAAGGCAAAGUUCGAUGGACUGGUUCUCGAACACGUGGCAGGUGGAAAUAUUCCAGCAAUGAUGAAAGUGAAGGCUCUGACAGUGAAAAAUCAUCUGCAGCUUCAGAAGAGGAGGAAGAAAAGGAAAGUGAAGAAGCCAUCCUGGCAGAUGAUGAUGAACCGUGCAAAAAAUGUGGACUUCCAAACCAUCCUGAACUAAUUCUUCUGUGCGAUUCCUGUGACAGUGGCUACCAUACUGCCUGCCUUCGCCCUCCUUUGAUGAUCAUUCCAGAUGGAGAAUGGUUCUGCCCCCCUUGCCAGCAUAAACUACUGUGUGAAAAAUUAGAAGAGCAGUUGCAGGAUUUGGAUGUUGCCUUAAAGAAGAAGGAGCGUGCUGAACGCAGGAAAGAACGCUUGGUGUAUGUGGGUAUCAGUAUUGAAAACAUCAUUCCUCCACAAGAGCCUGAUUUUUCUGAAGAUCAUGAAGAAAAGAAAAAAGAUUCAAAAAAAUCCAAAGUAAACUUGCUUGAAAGGAGGUCAACAAGAACGCGAAAAUGUAUAAGUUACAGAUUUGAUGAGUUUGAUGAAGCAAUUGAUGAAGCUAUAGAAGAUGAUAUCAAAGAGGCCGAUGGAGGAGGAGUUGGCCGAGGAAAAGACAUCUCCACCAUCACAGGCCACCGUGGCAAAGACAUCUCCACUAUAUUGGACGAAGAAAGAAAAGAAAAUAAGCGCCCCCAGAGGGCUGCUGCCGCUCGGCGGAAGAAACGCCGGCGACUGAACGAUCUGGACAGUGACAGCAACCUGGAUGAAGAGGAGAGCGAAGAUGAGUUCAAGAUCAGUGAUGGAUCACAGGAUGAGUUUGUGGUAUCUGAUGAGAACCCAGAUGAAAGUGAAGAAGACCCACCAUCUAAUGAUGACAGCGACACUGAUUUCUGUAGCCGCAGACUAAGGCGACAUCCUUCCCGGCCAAUGAGGCAAAGCAGGCGUUUGCGAAGAAAGACCCCAAAGAAAAAGUACUCUGAUGAUGAUGAAGAAGAGGAGUCUGAGGAGAAUAGUAGAGACUCAGAAAGUGACUUUAGUGAUGAUUUUAGUGACGAUUUUGUAGAAACUCGGCGAAGGCGAUCAAGGAGGAACCAGAAAAGACAAAUUAACUACAAAGAAGAUUCAGAAAGUGAUGGUUCCCAGAAGAGUUUACGACGUGGUAAAGAAAUCAGACGAGUUCACAAGCGUAGGCUUUCUAGCUCAGAGAGUGAAGAGAGCUAUAUGUCCAAGCACUCUGAAGAUGAUGAAUUAGCUAAAAAAUCAAAGCGGUCAGUUCGAAAGCGGGGUCGAAGCACAGAUGAGUAUUCGGAAGCGGACGAGGACGAGGAAGAGGAAGGUAAACCAUCCCGAAAACGGCUACACCGGAUCGAGACAGACGAAGAGGAGAGUUGUGACAAUGCUCGUGGAGACGCAGCUCAGCCUGCCCGUGACAGCCAGCCCAGGGUCUUGCCCGCGGAGCCGGAGAGCACCAAGAGGCCCUAUCGGAUAGACAGCGACGAGGAAGAGGACUUUGAAAACGUAAGCAAGGUGGAGAGCCCGUUGGACUAUAGCUUAGUGGACUUACCUUCCACCAAUGGACAGAGUCCUGGCAAAGCCAUUGAGAACUUGAUUGGCAAGCCAGCCGAGAAGCCACAGACCCCCAAGGACAGCAGCACAGCCAGUGCAAGCCUAGCCCCCAAUGGGACGAGUGGUGGCCAGGAGGCAGGGGCACCAGAAGAGGAGGAAGAUGAGCUUUUGAGAGUGACUGACCUUGUUGAUUAUGUCUGUAACAGUGAACAGUUAUAAAACUUUUUUUCCAUUUUUUUGUGCUAAUUUAUUCCACGGUAGCUCUCACACCAGCGGGCCAGUUAUUAAAAGCUGUUUUAUUUUUCCUAGAAAACUCCACUACAGAAUGACUUUUUAGAAGAAAAAUUUCACCAAACCCUGAAGUCUUUCUGUGAAGUGACCAGUUUUGAACUUUGAAGAUAAAUAAUUGCUGUAAAUUCCUUUUGAUUUUCUUUUUCCAAGUUCAUGGUCCUUGGUAAUUUCAUUCAUGGAAAAAAAAAAUCUUAUUAUAACAACAAAGAUUUGUAUAUUUUUGACUUUAUAUUUCCUGAGCUCUCCUGACUUUGUGAAAAGGGUAGAUAAGAAUGCAUUCCGACUCUGUGAGGGCCCAAAACAGAAUUAGGGGUGGGAGAAAGCACUUGUGCUUUAGCUUUUUCAUAUUAAAUAUAUACUAUAUUUAAACAUUCACGGCAUAGGUGAUGAUUAACAGACUAUUUAAAGUUCAAGUCUGUAUUGUUGCAGUUUGAGAAUUGUAGAUAACAUCGUACAUAAGUCAUUUAGUAACAACAUUCAUGAAAUCAACUUGUUUACUAUGGAGAUAACCACACUUUAAUAAAGAAGAGACCAAGAAAAUACCAUCAUCAAAAACUCUAACCUAAGUUUCUGUUAUAGCAGAGUUUCUUGUUUAAAAAAAAAAAAAUCAUCUGAAAAGCAUUUGUACAGUAAAAUAUAUAAUGAAACUUUGAAGCCAGAUUGUGCUAGCAAGAAAUUUUUCAAAACAGCUUUAUGCAGUGGUGAUGAGGUGGCCUUUAAUAUGUUAUCAUGAAGAGUUAUUAGUGAAAUGAGUGUGGACUUUCUUAAGGCCCAGGUGGACUGUAAACUUUGCAGAUGUGUAACUCUUGUCUUCUGGCCACUUAAUAUUUAAAUAUCUAAAAUAUUCUUUAAAAAAAAAGUACAUCUAUACAUAACAUACACGUAGAGAUGGAUUCUAGGCUGACAGCGGUAUUUUAGCACAUUUGAAGAAGGAAAGUAUUUUCAGGUGAAUUUUGGUCUAUUCUUGCCCUUAGUAUCUACUUCAAAUUGAAGUCUACAAACAAAGCAGUUCCUUUGGGAGGUUUUUAGUUUGAGUUUUAGCAUGUAUGUGUGUGUAUAUGUGUGUGUGUAUGUGUGUGUGUGUUGGACUUUACUAUCUGCCUGGAUAUAUUAGCAGGGUUUGAAUGUAGUUUUGGCCUUUGGCCAUUAGACUUCUGUUAAAAUUCAUUACAAGUCACACAACCAACGUAGAGUUGAUUGAAAACGACCAUACUUAAUAGGUAUGACAUCCAUUUCAAACAUCUCAACACUUUAAAGAAAGAUAAGCCCUUUGUUUCAAGAAAAAGAGAUUUGUAACUAACUAACUAACAUGUCAUUGACACUAAAAUAUGAACUUUGUCUUAUUUAGUUUCUGUUAUAGCUGUAAAAUUUCAGGCAGAGCCAUAAAUAACAUUGUACAAAGUGUAGCACUUGUGAUUAAAUCUUGCCUGUCAAAUUCUGAAACCUUCAGCCAUUACUUUUGUGAAUACCUUUGCCCUGGGAUUGGGUUUUCUGUUCAAGUGUUGUGUCUGUUGCCGGCAAUGGACACACCAUAUCUGCUGCUGGCCCAAGGAACUUCAUUGAUUUUUCUUUCCAAAUUAACCAUUAUAUGUGCUAGGCAGUGUAUAAUAAGGCACUUCUCUUUUUUAUUAUUAAAAAGCUGGCAUUAGACUUCCAUUAUAAAUACCUCUCUAGAAAACUUUAUACUCCUUUUCCUUCCUCAACAGGUGUUGCCCUUAAAUCUUUUGGCCUUGAAAGUUUAUAGCUAUUGUUCCUCACUUGUUGGUUCUUUGAUUUGUUUUGGUUCACUUUAGUUCUGUAGUACCUGCCCAUUAAUAUUUUUGCUUUGAUUCUAGCAAUGUGUAUGUAUCUGUAUAAAAAAUAAAAUAAUGAAAGCAGCCGAAAAAGAGGAUGCACCAGUAGCAUGUGGUUCCAGACAAGUUGUGAGUGUUAUUUUGAGACAAUGUUCCACCGGAAGGGAGGGAAGGGCUUUUACAUUCACAGACAGUAAGCAGGACUAUAAGGAGCCACCCUGACUUACCAGGCCUGCUUUCUGGCGAGGUCUGGUUCAUUUAUUUGAAAGUCAGUUAAGAAUGUUAGCCUUUUCUCAACUAUCUAAAAUAGGCAGGCAAUAGAAAAACUCUUAUUAACGCAAGGUAAGUGGUUCACACAUGCGCAGGUGGACUCUCCUGCCCCCAGCCUCCCUCUACUGUUUUUAGUCCUGCAACUGGGUAAAGCCACUAAGGUGUAGAAACUCCCGUGUACCCUAUCUCUACCUCUGGACACACCAGCUUCUGCUUCAGCCUGCUAGUUCUCUUCAUGUAAGCAAGUAACAAGAAGAACUGUUGAAUGGGCAGAUUAUUUAUUUUACAGGAUGCCUCAUGUGAAAUAAAGAGUUCUUUUUACCCUUCUGCUAUAGAGAGCAAAAAGACUGAGUAUUCCAUUUAGCAAAUGUCCCACUGACAUGGGUUAUGAUACCACUUUUGCUGCCUCUUAUGUACCAAACUUGAAUUAAGUGUUUGUGAACCUGAUAGUGAGUGUUUCCUUUCUAAUUCCCUUUUCAUUCUGAUUAAACCAGUUAACUGUGUUUCAUCUACAAGGAGUGCAAUCCAAGCACCUGAUACUUAAAAUUAUUAUUAUGCAGAGAAGUUAAUUACGGCUGAUUAAAUGUUGAACAGUUCAAAAACAAUUCUGCUGCUUGGUGUUUAGAUUGAGUUCCUCAAAGAGUCUGUGUUUGCUGAAAUAUUAACGCUGACCAUGCUUUAAAGAAGUUAAUAAAAUUUAGGGGAAAGUGAAUGUUCUAUAUCCAAAGACAUAAUUCAGUCAUCAGGAACUGGACAGGGUAUAGGAAAGCAGCAGUCCAUCUAGAGUUUAGGACAUCUUGGAUCCUUAUUAUUAGAGCACUAACCAUGGAUUUAGGCUCACAGUAACUGCUGUGUAAUAGAACCCUUUGAUCCUUUACACUUCCUUUUUGGAAAUGUAAAUUAGACUUCUAAUAUUAAACUCCAGAGUCUCUAGCAGAUGUGUUAAGGGGAGAUGUAGUUUAGUAAUCAGAACUUUUAGUUUGCAGUUUCUGUUAAGGUUUGAAAAUUAGCCAGAUUUUCACGAAGCAGAAGCUUCAAAUUAAACUAUAUGAAAAGAACACAGAAAAUACACAGUUUUGUAGACUUGUACUGAUGAAAUAAAUAGUGUCUUGUGUAAACGGUUUCUGUUGUUGGCACAUUACUAGAGAAUGAUGGCAGAGAUGUUUUCAAGAAUAUACCUGUUUUUUGACGUUGGGUUUCCUUGGCACAUCUUUCCAGUUGGUCAGGGUCGCAGAUUCCAAGAAUAAAAGGGAGUUUCAUUUAGAAUAAAUUCAUGCCUACUCAUAAUUUUUGUUUAAUGACCUACCAAAGAAUCAAAAGACUUCAUAUGCUAAAGAAGUUGUUGAGAAAAGAAUUUUUAAACAAAUUAACAGGAUAUUGCAAACUCCAGUUUUUACUUUUCAGUUGAUAGAACCCAUCUUGUAAUAAUGCAUUGGGCGAAGAACAUGUAUUAAGGAAAAUGUAGGCAUUUACUUGUUAUUUAGAGUUUAAGAGAUGGGAAAUUGUUAGCUAUUUUGAAGUGGGAUUGAUGGAAUUUCCUUUGUCACAAGGAAUGCCUUUUUAGCUUAUGUUUGUGAGGAUAAAAGAUGUUAAGCACUCAGCAGUUUGUUCCACCAUGCAAUUCAAAGGAACCUAAUGAAUCUAAAAGUUUAACUUUCAUAGAAAGUUGUGAACUCUGCCCUUCACCAACACAGCAGAACAGGUCCCUGAUACAUGGCAUUGCCUCGCAGCUGUAGGACAAGUAUUCAAAGACCCAGAUUUCUUUUUAAAUGAAAUGAACAUAUAUAUGUGUACGUGUGUGUGUGUAUAUAUAUAUAUUACUAUGUAUAUAUACACCUUAGAUGUUAGAAGAAAUUAAAAUGAACCCUUUGAAAUUAUGAUUUGACAUUAUUUAAAAAGAUGUAAUUAUAACUGAUAGGAAAUGAUGAACUUCAUUUGAUUAUAGAAAGCCUAGAGAAAAAUAGUGAAGUUCCUCUUCUUGGUUUGACAUCCUAAAGAUAUAUUCCUGGUUCUUCCAAGAAGCAAGAAUGCCAAGAUUGCAUACUUUCUGUAUCUUACUAGUCCUCUGCUUACUACCUUCUAUUAAACUUUCUUAGCAUACAGUCCAUUCCUAUUUUAUCACCAUUCCCAGUGUGUACCUUGCAAAUGGCAAGCUGAUUUCCUUCAUUGUUUUUAUGCCACUCCUGGAAGACAAGACCCUUUCCUAUCAAUGUAUUUAAACUGAGUUAUUGUGUUAUGUGUAUACUGAAUAAUUUGCUUUCAAAAAUAUUUCCCUCCAAUUAUCCUGGACAUUUUUGAGUGCCAAGAAUUGCUAAAUAACAAAUUGCUAUGUAACUUAUAUUGAAGAUAAUCAUUCCCCAGCAAGCAAAGAGUCAUUAUAAGCCAAAAUGUAGUAUGCUUGGUAUAUAACUACUAUAGAUGGUACACUCAACAAUUUUUUAAAACUCAUAUAAACCCUCUCAGAAAUUGGUUAGACUAUGAUUCCAUUAGUAAUUUUUUUUUCAUUUUGGUCAUGUGAGCUCAAUUUUUUUUCAUGUUAUAUUUAUACCAUUUUUGCUCUGGGAAAUGCUGCAAACCUAAUUCUGGCACAUUAUAGUGACUUCAGUUAAUAAAGAUAUUAUUUUUAUUUUACUAAGAUAUCUAUUCUAUGCAUAAUUUAUAUGAGAGGGCAUAACACUUUAUUAGACAAGUAGAAAUUUAUUAAUUAAGCUCCUUAAGACAUUUUGAAUGAGAAAAAAAAAAAAACAUUUUAAAACAAACUGCAUUUGUGUUUUUUGCCAAAACCGGUACAAGCUAGAAAAUGCACUUAAGGACUGAGAGACCUGCCUUGUUCAUUUUGCCACUGGAUGAUGUAAGUUAAGAAUGGAAUUGCUAACCCUAACUAUAUAUUUUCUUGACUUUCAUCAGUUUCUAAAGAAAUCUAAUUUAAGCCUUCGGGGUUUUGUUUGACCUGUAUUUAUUGAGUUCUGGUCAUAGACCAGGAGCUAGCUGCAUGUCAUGCUUAUGGAUGGCCAGAACACAGUCAUUGGGAAAUUUAAUGGCUCAAGACCUUCUGAAUCAUUUAACUUAUUUUGUAUGUUGCAAAAAAAAAAAGUUUAUUUUGCUUGAGAGUCACAUUUUUUUAUAACUGUACAGCUUUUAAGGGAUGGGAGGUGGAAAAAUACCCUAAAAUAGGAUGUAGAUUUUUACAAUUGUGUUUAUGCUAGAACAUCUACAGGUGCAUUAUGUAAUUAAACCUAAAAUUGUUUAAAAAUUUGUGCCAUGGUCUUUUUCAUUCUCCUGCCCUUUAGCAGAGUUGGUGCAUGUCAAUACUGCUAUAUGGACAAGCCUUGAAGUUAGGCUAUUAACCCUGUUUCCAAAGCUUUAUGAUCAUUGCAUGAAAAUUACACACACAUGUAGACACAUACAUAUACACACACCUCUAGUUUAUAUGAGUGUAAAUGGAUUUUCAACUUCAGGACAGCUAUAAUAGCCCAAAUUUGGCCGUUAGCAGCAUAUUCUCACAGUGCGUGAUUUUCAUGAUGCCGAACUAGGGUUUUCUCGACAUUGAUCUCGUGUUUCGUUCAAAGUAGUUUAUUGAUAAUGGUAUCAGAAUUGUAGUUUGCCCAAACCUGCCAGGAGGUUUUGUAUACACCUCGAAAGGAUGUGUCCUGUGAUGGGAUGGUGGAGUCGGAGGUGGGACAGGGCUUGGUUUCUUUCUGUAAAAGAAGGAAAAACUAGAAUUGUUUGAUUUGGUUCUUGUAGACUUAAUUCAGUAGAUUUUACUUCCAUAGGAAUAUUUGCUGGAGGCAUGGCAGGAAGGGAUAUCAGAUUCAAAGUCAAUUCCCUUCUUAUUGGAUAAAGUAUUUUGAAAUCUUGUAGAGCUGCCUGUUCUAGCAGUCUUUUACAUGGCACAUUUUACGUAAGUUAUAUUGAUACCUUUGUUAAAAUGCCAGUACUUUUGGCCAUCUGGUAACUUGCCAUUCUGACUUUUCACCGUUACAGCACAAGUGUGUUCUUGUAUAGAAUUAAACUCAUAACUUCUACAUAAGUUACUUUUAUCUGUUGUCAGCUAAUAUGGGAUGUCAGUUUCUUUGGUAUCCUCAUAGGUUCAGAGAUGAAGCCUGGGAAUCAUGAAUUUGCAGGCAAAGAAUACAAAUUCCAGAUAAGAAUUUGUAGAUGGUAUGUUAAAUUUUCAUUUUAAUUUUAAAAUAAUAGCUAGGAUCCAAGGAGUGUUUGAUCAGAAUGCCCCUUGGAUAAUUAGACAUGCUUAUAUGAAAUGCUUUAUUUUCCUAUGCAUAAAAAAAUUAUUCCUGGAAUAUGUUCUCAGAAUGCUUUAUUUUGUUUUUAGGAGAUGAGAGCUCAAGCAAACGCUCCAAGAUGAGCAAAAAACUUUUGAGGUAAUAAGGAAUGUGAUUUUAGUCAAACAAGAGAAGCUGGCUUGCUCUCUGCCACAUAUAACAUACUGCAUGUGAGGGGGGGAAGAGAUGUGAAAACUGGAAAUGUAAUUCCAGUAACGCACAAAGUAAAUUUUGUGCAUAGAAAAUAUGGGAAUUCCUGGUAGCUUAAAGCUUCAGGGGUUAACUGCAGUGUGUGAACACCUAGUGUGUUAGAAUUGCAGUGCAUCGUGUUUAAAUACAAUAUUCCUUGUAAGUGGCAACCAAAAUAUGUUGUGGCUUGUGCCAAUAUUUUUGUUAAUGAAAUGUUCAAUGUCUCACUACAGUCUGAUCAGAACCCUUGGUGUUAAAAACAGGCCUAAAGCUAUUUUAUGGCUAUUGGCCUAAUUGUGUAACUUUUUCUUUCAAAAUGUUUUAUUAUAAUACUUCUGUCAUUUCUUUCACUUAAUAUGUGUCAAUUGUCAUAAUAAAAAAAUUAAAUAAUUUGA
Messenger RNA from Phacochoerus africanus (Common warthog), 11565 nucleotides. It is a transcript of the gene RSF1, whose product is annotated as remodeling and spacing factor 1. Bases 271 to 4566 code for a protein of 1431 amino acids. Gene Ontology annotation, cellular component: RSF complex. Lineage: Eukaryota; Metazoa; Chordata; Mammalia; Artiodactyla; Suidae. The record is from RefSeq and is a predicted model, not a curated record. The transcript is spliced from 16 exons. Gene Ontology annotation, biological process: regulation of DNA-templated transcription.